AUGGAUAGCGACGAUGAGAUGGUGGAGGAAGCGGUGGAAGGGCACCUGGACGACGAUGGAUUACCACACGGCUUCUGCACAGUCACCUACUCCUCCACGGACAGAUUCGAGGGCAACUUCAUUCACGGAGAAAAGAAUGGACGGGGCAAGUUCUUCUUCUUUGAUGGCAGCACCCUGGAGGGAUAUUACGUGGACGAUGCCCUGCAGGGGCAGGGAGUUUACACUUACGAGGACGGAGGCGUUCUCCAGGGCACGUAUGUAGACGGAGAGCUGAAUGGACCGGCCCAGGAGUACGACACAGAUGGGAGACUCAUCUUCAAGGGACAAUAUAAAGAUAACAUUCGGCAUGGAGUGUGCUGGAUAUACUACCCAGAUGGAGGCAGCCUUGUAGGAGAAGUAAAUGAAGAUGGGGAGAUGACGGGAGAGAAGAUAGCCUACCUAUACCCUGAUGAAAGGACUGCCCUGUAUGGAAAAUUCAUCGAUGGAGAGAUGAUAGAAGGGAAGCUGGCUACUCUUCUGUCCACUGAAGAAGGAAGGCCUCACUUUGAACUGAUGCCUGGAAGUGCGGUGUACCACUUUGAUAAGUCAACUUCAUCUUGCAUUUCUUCCAAUGCUCUUCUUCCAGACCCGUAUGAAUCGGAGAGGGUUUAUGUUGCUGAAUCUCUCAUUUCCAGUGCUGGAGAAGGACUGUUUUCAAAAGUGGCUGCGGGACCCAAUACUGUUAUGUCUUUUUACAAUGGAGUCCGAAUUACACACCAAGAGGUCGACAGCAGGGACUGGGCUCUCAAUGGGAACACCCUCUCCCUUGACGAGGAAACGGUCAUUGAUGUGCCUGAGCCCUACAACCACGUAUCCAAGUACUGUGCCUCCUUGGGACACAAGGCAAAUCACUCCUUCACUCCAAACUGUAUCUAUGACAUGUUUGUCCACCCCAGGUUCGGGCCCAUCAAAUGCAUCCGCACCCUCCGAGCCGUGGAGGCCGACGAGGAACUUACCGUUGCCUACGGCUACGACCACAGCCCCCCAGGGAAGAGCGGGCCAGAAGCUCCCGAGUGGUACCAGGUGGAGCUGAAGGCCUUCCAGGCCACCCAGCAGAAGUGA
Messenger RNA from Rangifer tarandus platyrhynchus (Svalbard reindeer), 1101 nucleotides. NCBI's taxonomy places the organism in Eukaryota, Metazoa, Chordata, Mammalia, Artiodactyla, Cervidae. The record is from the annotation of a GenBank genome assembly.